UUGUCGGAUUAUGAGCACACUUAGUGGACGGAAGCAACCACUUUCCAGUAUUUUGUUUUUAAUCUCUGCAUACGGGGAGAAAGGGAAACGUCUGUAGAAUGGAAGCCUGAACACUUUGUCAAAAAUCGUCCUUUCACAUUUUUCUGAAGUGGCCGAAAAUGAUGUCCGAAUGCGCUCCCAGCGAGCCGGGAGCCAGCGAGCCGGUGUUGGACCUCGCAGCCGCGACAGCGGCGUCCGAGGUGUCGUUGUCCAACUUUGUCCCGCCGGAGGCACCGAGGGUUUUAUUUGACAAGAACCGGAGCGGGUCGGAGUCCGGUGCCAGCCCGGGAUUCGCCAUCCGUGUGUCGGAUUCGUGUGAAAGUGUCCUCACGGAGCUGGAGACGGACGGCUCGGGGGAAGAGGCGCUGCUGCUGCCUUGCUUGGCGGGGAGCUCGUCGUCUCCGCGGGGCGGCCGAGAGAAGCGGAGCAGGCGGAACAGAAACAGCUCGUCGUCGGAUAAAGACACGUCGGCCUCGCCGGGCACUAGCAGUGGGGACUUCAACCAUUUCCCUGAUGAUCCAGAGUUUGCUGACAUCAUUCAGAGGGCAGAACAAGCCAUUGAGAAUGGAGUCUUCCCGGAGAGGAUUUCCCAGGGAUCCAGUGGAAGUUACUUUGUCAAGGAUCCCAAAGGGAAAAUCAUUGGCGUUUUCAAACCAAAGUCAGAGGAGCCUUACGGCCACCUGAACCCCAAAUGGACCAAAUACUUUCAUAAGCUAUGCUGUCCGUGUUGUUUUGGUCGAGGCUGCCUGUUGCCAAAUCAGGGCUACCUCUCGGAGGCUGCUGCCUCUCUGGUUGACACCAAGCUGGGCCUGGGGGUGGUCCCCAAAACCAAGGUGGUAUAUCUAGCCAGCGACACGUUCCACUACAGCGCCAUUGACCGAGCAAAGUCCAGGGGGAAGAAAUAUGCCUUAGAGAAGGUCCCUAAGGUGGGACGACGAUUCCACAGAGUGGGCUUGCCACCCAAGGUGGGCUCAUUUCAGCUGUUUGUAGAGGGUUACCACGAAGCAGACUAUUGGCUGAGACGUUUCGAGGCGGAGCCGCUGCCAGAGAACAUCAGGAAGCAGCUGCAGUCACAGUUUGAGAGGCUGGUGGUGUUGGACUAUGUGAUCAGAAACACAGACCGAGGGAAUGAUAACUGGUUAAUCAAGUAUGAAAAACCAGGGGGAGGGGAAGAAGCAAAGGACAUCGAGUGGCCUGAGAACAGUACAGACUCCUGUAUCAAGAUUGCAGCCAUAGACAAUGGUCUAGCCUUCCCCUUUAAACACCCUGAUGAAUGGAGAGCCUACCCAUUCCACUGGGCUUGGCUGCCCCAAGCCAAGGUGGCCUUCUCCCAGGAGACCAGGGACCUGGUGCUGUCCCGCCUCUCUGAUAUGAAUUUUGUCCAGGACCUCUGUGAGGACCUCUAUGAGAUGUUUAAGACCGAUAAAGGUUUUGAUAAAACCAUGUUUGAGAGGCAGAUGUCGGUGAUGAGGGGGCAGGUGUUGAACCUGAGCCAGGCACUGAAGGACGGGAAGAGCCCCAUCCAGCUGGUGCAGAUGCCCCGGGUAGUGGUGGAGCGCAGCAGAUCUGGUGGCCAGGGUCGCGUGGUCACACUGGGCAAUGCCUUCACCCAAACGUUUCAUUGCAAGCGCCCCUUCUUCUCGUCCUGGUAGACGAAGAGCUGGUGUGUGUGUGUGUGUGUGGGGGAGGGGGGGUCAGCUUUCAACCAUCACCUCUGCUCUUUCCUGGUCUCUCUCUAGGAAUCAAGAGAGAUAAAGGAGCAUGAGAGUAUUACUGUUGACAUUGAUUGUAUUUCCUGUUAGGCAGGUAGUUAUGGGAGACAGAGUGUAAGAGGUCACGGCAGUAGAAGCAAGGGUUUGAGAAAGUAAUGGGCUCGAGAUCUUGGCUCUCCCUGUGAAGGGUAAAGAGCGUCAAGUGGAGAGGCCUGAUGGAAGGAGGGAGUUAGAGAGACUGGCAUACCAUUGUCUGUAUGCCUUGUGGAUGCCAUGGUGACUUGAUUGGAGAAUUGGCUUUUCCAACAGGCAUGGGCUUUGUUUAUUGUUUUAAAGUGUGUGUGUGUGUGUGUGGGGGGGGGCUUUUACCCAUCCAAAGCACCCACUAAAGCGUCUUGCAAAGUCUCCUUGAUGAGGCUCACGGCCAAAGAACCAGCGCUUAUACAGCACCGUCUGUAGUAACAGACCUUUUGAGUUUUAAAAACAUUUAAAAGAAUCUCAAAUCUUUCAUGGACCAGUUUCUCAGUAUCCCUAGAAACUGCACUUUUGUUUAACACAAGGUUGCUCCUUGUCCAUGGUAAAGUCCUCAUUAAGUGUCUUGUUUGCCCUUCAAGAGAUUUUUGCUGAAAUUGGCGUAUACUUGCACUGUUGGUAGUAUUGUACUAACUCCCCACCCAAGGCAAGAGGACUUAUUUAAAGGGACCCUAAUUGCUUUUUGACCAGGCAUUUGUUUUCAAAACCACAGCUGUCCAUCCAACGCAAACCCAGUGUCUUCAACUCUCACUACUGCCAAAUUCUUUUUUUUUUUUUAAAGAUAGACUAUUGAAAAAAGGCUUCAGGAAAAGAAUGUUGUCAAAACUUGAACUUGAACUUUGGGGGUACAGAAGGAACAAGACUUAACAUGUUGCUUGAAUGUCAAGUUUACGGUUUCUAUAUAGAUUCUUGAUCCAAAACAUUUCAAUACAAUGGACUGCCGUCAAAAUAGAAUUGUCUUGUUAACAAUGAAUGUACUUAUUGUUGGACAUUUAUUUAAUUGCCGGCAGGCAGCUUGAUGAUGAACUUUGUGGUAUGGGGGGGUAUCUCACCCUUCUCCUUUACAAUACAGUACAUAUAUGAGGGAAAAAAAUAAUAAUUGAAGAAACUAUCACACUCAAUGCCGUUUUCUUAUGAAUGCAUUUUGAAGUUUUUAUUCAAACUGAAUGAUUGUAUGAGAAGAAUUGUGUAAAUGACACAAAUAAAUAAGAU
This is a messenger RNA of Lampris incognitus (smalleye Pacific opah), 2996 nucleotides long. RefSeq names its product phosphatidylinositol 4-kinase type 2 beta (gene pi4k2b). The record is from RefSeq and is a predicted model, not a curated record. Bases 159 to 1691 code for a protein of 510 amino acids. The transcript is spliced from 11 exons. Gene Ontology annotation, cellular component: endosome; trans-Golgi network; lysosomal membrane. Gene Ontology annotation, molecular function: 1-phosphatidylinositol 4-kinase activity. NCBI's taxonomy places the organism in Eukaryota, Metazoa, Chordata, Actinopteri, Lampriformes, Lampridae. Gene Ontology annotation, biological process: phosphatidylinositol phosphate biosynthetic process; endosome organization; Golgi organization.